UGGGAUUAUUAUAUGCAUGAGUGACCCGCCUGAGCCAAUCAUAAGCCAGAAAAAGAGAAGACGUCGUAGGCAAUCUGUCGCUUGUGGAAAAGCACUUUUAUAACCCACCAGGCCCGUGGAGGAUAGUACAAGUUACGCCUUCAGGGAAUCAAACAGAAUAAUGGACAAGCGUAUUGUACUCUUAGUACUUGCCGUCGCGGUAUGCACGGAGGCCAAGAGCCUGAAAGGUGACAAAAAGUGUGACGUAUCUUGUAUGCCAACGAGCUGUGCGCCAGCCUGCCCACCAGCAUGUUGUGCACCACCCCCACCCCCACCCCCACCACCACCCCCACCACCACCACCACCACCACCACCACCACCACCAAUCACCCUCCACCACGAGCAGCACGUCGUUAGCCACGUGAUGCACCCAGCUCCCCCACCACCACCACCUCCACCACCAGCACCCUGCAUGCCACCAUGCCACCAGACCCAAGUGGUGCACUCCGUCCAGUUUCACGCCUCCCCACCGGGCCCCCCACCAGCACCCAUGCCUGCCCCACCCCCAAUGGUCGUCCCAUCCCACCGACACGUCUUCCACCACUUGACCCAUCCAGCACCACCACCAAUGCAGAUGGCUCCAGCACCUUGCCUGCCACCUUGCCACACCGUCCAGACAGUGCACCAGCACGUCCACCACUUCCCGCCACCACCACCACCACCCUGCCCCGUCGCCUGCCAGCCCGCCUGCCAGCCCAGCUGUUUUGGAAAGUAAAUUCUCGCGCGCUUCCCGUUGACUCGGAAUGUGAGGCGUUAGAAGUGACAUGAUGCAGUUCAGAAGAAGACGGAGAGGAAAGUAGAGGGAGGAAAUACGUGUGAAUCUCAGUGAUUCCGUAUAUUUGUUCACCCAGUAUUUCUUUGUACAUAAGAGUGUUCUUCGCUUUUGUUCCAAUUUUUGGGACAUAAUGUGAAAAAGAUUUCAAGUGGAAUUGUACGUCUGCAUUGUAUUGCAGUUUUCUGUUAUGUUUGAAUAAAUUCGUGGAAAUAUUUGAA
Nematostella vectensis (starlet sea anemone) is the source of this 1032-nucleotide messenger RNA. Its product is annotated as leucine-rich repeat extensin-like protein 3. The transcript has 3 exons. The coding region runs from base 161 to 754 and encodes 197 amino acids. The record is from RefSeq and is a predicted model, not a curated record. NCBI's taxonomy places the organism in Eukaryota, Metazoa, Cnidaria, Anthozoa, Actiniaria, Edwardsiidae.